Messenger RNA from Lolium rigidum, 1848 nucleotides. RefSeq names its product galactan beta-1,4-galactosyltransferase GALS1-like. The transcript is spliced from 2 exons. The record is from RefSeq and is a predicted model, not a curated record. Lineage: Eukaryota; Viridiplantae; Streptophyta; Magnoliopsida; Poales; Poaceae. The coding region runs from base 1 to 1551 and encodes 516 amino acids.
AUGAAGCCCGCCGUCGUGAGGAAAGACGCCGGCGGCGGUGCCGCAUUCGGCAUCUCCUGCCUCGACAUCAAAUCCUUCAUUGCCUCGCUCGUGCUGCUCACCCUCAUCAUGGCGCUCUGGCAGCUCCACCCGUACCAGCCCAUCCUCGCCAUCACCCGCUCCUCCUCCUCAUCCUGCCCAAUCCUUCCUCCAACUACCACCACCGUCACAUUCACCCUCCCCACCACCGCCGCCGCCUCUGUACCCGCCUCCAACUCCACAGCCGACAGAGGCCCAUCAACAACCGCCGCCACAGCGACAAGGCCGCCAACCUCGCCGCCACCCCGUCUUCUAAAGGACCCCAACAAGCGGGAGCUGCGGCCGUACGGCAGCGCGGCGGCGCUGUUCGUCCAGAUGGGCGCCUACCGCGGCGGCCCCCGCACAUUCGCCAUCGUGGGGCUGGCGUCCAAGCCGGCGCACGUCUUCGGCACCCCCUACUUCAAGUGCGAGUGGCUCCCCAACCGGGACCCGGCCGGCGGCGCGCCGAGGCCCGUCCGGACCAAGGCGUACAAGAUGCUCCCCGACUGGGGCUACGGCCGCGUCUACAGCGUCGUCAUCGUCAACUGCACCUUCCCGUCCAACCCCAACGCCGGCAACCGCGGCGGGAAGCUCCUCGUCCACGCCUACUACUCCACCGCCUCCCGCCGCUACGAGCGCUUCCUCGCGCUCGAGGAGGCGCCGGGGUCCUACGACGAGGCCCGCUUCCGCCCGCCCUUCCCCUACCAGUACCUCUACUGCGGCUCCUCGCUCUACGGCAACAUCAGCGCGCCGCGCAUGCGCGAGUGGCUGGCCUACCACGCGCAUUUCUUCGGUCCAAGCUCGCAUUUUGUUCUCCAUGACGCCGGCGGCGUCAGCCCGGAGGUCAGGGCGGUGCUAGAUCCGUGGCUAAAGGCCGGCCGGGUCACUCUACAGGACAUCAGGGCGCAAGCAGAGUACGACGGCUACUACUACAACCAGUUCUUGGUCGUGAACGACUGCCUCCACCGGUACCGCCACGCCGCGAAUUGGACAUUCUUCUUCGAUGUCGACGAGUACAUCUACCUCCCCGACGGGCGGACGCUGGAGGAGGUGCUCGGCCAGCUCGAGCAGUACACGCAGUUCACCAUUGAGCAGAACCCAAUGUCCAGCAAGCUCUGCGUGGAGGAUCCAACCAAGGACUACUCGAGGCAAUGGGGAUUUGAAAAACUUGUUUUCCGUAAUUCAAUCACCGGAGUCAGACGGGAUCGCAAAUAUGCAAUUCAAGCUCGGAAUGCAUAUGCCACUGGCGUGCACAUGUCACAAAACGUCUAUGGGAGGACAACCCACAACACAGAAAGCUUGAUCAGAUACUACCAUUACCAUAAUUCUAUCAAUGUCAUGGAGGAGCCUUGCCGGGAGUUCGUGCCAAAACCCACCAAUGGCAGUACCGUAAUGUUCGAGGGGGUACCAUACCUCUACGAUGAUAACAUGAAGCGUUUGGCAGGUGAUAUCAAGCACUUUGAGGAGGUGACAGUUGGUGCGGUCUACUCAUAGCAUCUGAGAAAACACUUGUCGGGUACAUAUGCAGUGCUGUUCUUUGGGAUAUAUACCUUGGUCUCCAUCUGUGCCAUCUGUUCUGAGUUUCAGGCGGCAUCCCGAAUAAGCAGAGAGGAAGAAUCUUUAGCCCAAUGUUCAACUAUUGUAAAGUUUUAGUUCUCUUCAGCAUUCUCUGCCACAAUUUGAUGCAUUUUCCAUUAUUUCUUUGUUGUUUAGUGUCAUCUUCGAUUCAUUUUUUUAUAGAUUUGUGUAGCCUGACUGUUGGACUUCAUCAGAUUCUUCUCAUCCCCUGUA